CCCAAGAACUCGGUGACUGUCUGGAGGGAGGCGGGAGGCAGGAGUUGGGAGGCUUCAGCCUAGGCAGGGGAGGGGCAGACCUGGCUGAGCUGAGGAAUUAGCCACAUGAGCUCAUCAGCACCCCCACGGGAGUCCUGUCCUGGAUGCCUGCACCAUGGCCGCCCCCGCACUGCGAGACAUCCCCGUGCUCCCUGGCUCCCCUCGAAGGCUGAGCCCCCGGGCUGCGGUCAGAGGCCUCCAGGGUGCCCAUCCUGUCCAGUUGCACCUCAGGGUUCCUGCUCUCCAAGCCUCAGGCCUGCAGAACAUUUCCAGAAAAGCUGGCCAGCCCCCCUGUGGAGGAAGCUCCUCUAGCUAUAAUGUUGUCAACAACUACCUGGAUGUGAAUGAGUCCACAUUUGCAGAGGCCCGUCAGAGCCGUAUGCACUUCUAUGACAACCAGCGGAAGGUAGACUACGUGCUGGCCUACCACUACCGGAAGCGAGGGGCACUCCCUGGUCAAGGUUCCCCUGGCCACUCACUGGCUAUCGUCUCCAAUGGGGAGACGGGCAAGGAUCCCCGGGCAGGAGGUGACAUUGAGCUGGGGCCACUGGAUGCCCUGGAGGAGGAGAGAAAGGAACAGCGGGAGGAAUUUGAACACAACCUGAUGGAGGCUGGGCUGGAACUGGAGAAGGACUUGGAGAGUAAAAGCCAGGGGUCUGUCUUUGUCCGUAUUCAUGCUCCGUGGCAGGUGCUGGCCAGAGAAGCAGAGUUCCUGAAGAUCAAAGUCCCCACCAAGAAGAUGUAUGAGAUCAAAUCAGAAGGCAGCAUCGCAAAGAAGUUCAAUGAGAUUCUUCAGAAGAUGAGCUCACCCCUGCAGCCCAAAGUCCCAGAGCACAAAACCAACAAGAUGAAAAACCUUUCUUACCCAUUUUCCAGGGAAAAGAUGUACCUGUACAACAUCCAGGAUAAAGACACUUUCUUUGAUAAUGCCACUCGUAGCCGCAUUGUGCACGAAAUCCUGAAGCGUACAACCUGCUCUCGGGCCAACAACACCAUGGGCAUCAACUCUCUGAUAGCCAACAACAUCUAUGAGGCUGCCUACCCUCUGCAUGAUGGGGAAUAUGACAGCCCCGGGGACGACAUGAACGACAGAAAGCUUCUGUAUCAAGAAUGGGCCCGCUAUGGAGUGUUUUAUAAGUUUCAACCUAUUGACCUCAUCAGAAAGUAUUUUGGAGAAAAAAUUGGACUGUAUUUUGCUUGGCUGGGACUGUACACGUACUUCCUCAUUCCAGCUUCUGUCAUUGGGGUGAUUGUGUUUCUUUAUGGAUGUGCUACCAUUGAAGAAGACAUACCCAGCAAAGAGAUGUGUGACCAGCAGAACGCCUUCACCAUGUGCCCCCUGUGUGACAAAUCCUGUGACUACUGGAACCUCAGCUCAGCCUGCGGCACAGCACGUGCCAGCCACCUGUUUGACAACCCCGCCACGGUCUUCUUCUCCAUCUUCAUGGCUCUGUGGGCAACCAUGUUUCUGGAAAACUGGAAGAGACUACAGAUGCGGCUGGGCUACUUCUGGGACCUGACUGGUAUAGAAGAGGAAGAAGAACACUCCCGGCCUGAAUAUGAAACCAGAGUUCGUGAGAAACUGCUCAAGGAGAGUGACAAGUCAGUUGUCCAGAAGUUGGGAGCCAAUGAGGUUGAAGAGGAUGAUGAUGAAGAUAAGCUCACCUGGAAAGACCGUUUCCCGGGUUACCUGAUGAACUUUGCCUCCAUCUUAUUCAUGAUUGCCCUGACCUUCUCUAUUGUCUUUGGCGUCAUCGUGUACCGGAUCACAACAAAAGCCGCACUGUCUCUCAGCAAGGCCACACGCUCCAAUGUCCGAGUGACAGUGACGGCGACGGCAGUCAUCAUCAACCUGGUGGUCAUCCUCAUCCUGGACGAGAUCUAUGGCGCUGUGGCCAAGUGGCUCACCAAGAUCGAGGUUCCCAAAACAGAGCAGACUUUUGAAGAGCGCCUUAUACUCAAAGCUUUCCUGCUCAAGUUUGUCAAUGCCUACUCCCCCAUCUUCUAUGUGGCCUUUUUCAAGGGCAGGUUUGUGGGCAGACCCGGAAGCUAUGUUUAUGUUUUUGAUGGUUACCGCAUGGAAGAGUGUGCUCCCGGGGGCUGCCUCAUGGAGCUCUGCAUUCAGCUCAGCAUCAUCAUGUUGGGGAAGCAGCUGAUCCAGAACAACAUCUUUGAGAUCGGAGUCCCGAAGUUAAAGAAACUCUUCCGCAAGCUGAAAGAUGAGACGGAGUCCAGAGAAACUGACUCUGCUCAAUCCAAGCAUCCAGAACAGUGGGACCUGGACUACAGCCUGGAGCCAUACACGGGCCUCACACCGGAGUACAUGGAAAUGAUCAUCCAGUUUGGCUUUGUCACCCUCUUUGUGGCCUCUUUCCCUCUGGCACCUGUGUUUGCCCUGCUCAACAAUGUCAUUGAAGUGCGACUUGAUGCUAAGAAGUUUGUCACGGAGCUGAGACGACCAGAUGCUGUGAGGACCAAAGAUAUUGGGAUUUGGUUUGACAUUCUGUCUGGAAUUGGCAAGUUCUCCGUCAUCAUCAAUGCCUUUGUCAUUGCUGUCACUUCGGACUUCAUCCCCCGCCUGGUGUACCAGUACUCCUACAGCCACAAUGGGACUCUGCAUGGCUUCAUCAACCACACCCUCUCCUUCUUCAACGUCAGCCAGCUAAAGGAGGGGACCGCACCCGAAAACUCACAGUUUGACCAAGAGGUUCAGUUCUGCAGGUUUAAGGAUUACCGAGAGCCACCAUGGGCCCCCAACCCAUAUGAGUUCUCCAAGCAGUACUGGUCCGUCCUGUCUGCCAGACUGGCUUUCGUCAUCAUCUUUCAGAACCUCGUCAUGUUCCUGAGUGUCCUCGUGGACUGGAUGAUCCCAGACAUCCCCACGGACAUCAGCGACCAGAUCAAGAAGGAGAAGAGCCUGCUAGUGGACUUUUUCCUGAAAGAGGAGCACGAGAAACUGAGGCUUGCGGACGAGCAGGCCCUGCGGAGUCAGGGUGGCAGGCGAGGGAGCGGGAGUAGCAGGGCCCCCAGCUCUGCACCCUCUGCCCACAGCCACCGACGCAGCAUCACGCCCAGAGGGUCCCAGCACACCAAUGUGUGAUGGCCACCAGCCC
This is a messenger RNA of Erinaceus europaeus (western European hedgehog), 3152 nucleotides long. RefSeq names its product anoctamin 2 (gene ANO2). Bases 155 to 3139 code for a protein of 994 amino acids. Lineage: Eukaryota; Metazoa; Chordata; Mammalia; Eulipotyphla; Erinaceidae. Gene Ontology annotation, molecular function: chloride channel activity; protein dimerization activity. The record is from RefSeq and is a predicted model, not a curated record. The transcript has 25 exons. Gene Ontology annotation, biological process: chloride transmembrane transport. Gene Ontology annotation, cellular component: plasma membrane.